Molecule: messenger RNA, 6657 nt
Organism: Aethalodelphis obliquidens (Pacific white-sided dolphin)
Lineage: Eukaryota; Metazoa; Chordata; Mammalia; Artiodactyla; Delphinidae
Gene: WWC3
Product: WWC family member 3
Exons: 22
Coding region: 2176-5421 (1081 amino acids)
Biological process (GO): cell migration; regulation of hippo signaling; negative regulation of organ growth
Cellular component (GO): cytoplasm
Molecular function (GO): kinase binding; molecular adaptor activity
Source: RefSeq, a predicted model, not a curated record
CUCUUUUUGUAGAGUGAAACAAUUGUUACUCUCCAAUGCAGCAUUAAACUGGAUUUUUAUCAGUGUCAUCAGAAGUGUUAAUUAGCUGAGUUCUUCAAAAAGUGAAGCAGUUGUGUAGCUACCUGGCUUGUGUGUUGCUCAGGACUGCAUGGAAUAUGUGGAAUGCAGAAUUUGAAUACCUAAAAGAAGGAAUAAAUUUCCCAGGCAGUUUAGUAAUAGAAAUCUCUCUCAAAAUGAGAAGGGUGUUUCUAGCAGAGUGAAGUUUACAAGUUCUUGGAACAAUAAAUGCCCAAGUGGUUACCUUAACUUCAUUUUGUCUUAUCCCUUUGAUUUUAGCUUUAAUAUACCAAACAUUUUGGAGCUUUGUGAAGGGAGAAAAUGAUGUAAAGACCACAGCUAAAAUAAUGGGUCCUUGACCAUGCCAGCCUUCUUGGUAGAAUUGUCGGGAGCGGUGGUUCUCACCUGGGGCUGGUUUUGCCUCCCAGGGACACAUGGUAGUGUCUGGGGCAUUUUUCAUGGUCAUGCCUGGGAGAGGUGCUCCCGGCAUCUGGUGGGUGGAGGCCAGGGAUGCUGCUCCCCCUCGUGCAGUGCCCAGGACGGCCCCCCGAAGAGGCUGAGCCGCCUGGAGUGUCCGUUGUGCCGAGCUGACGCGAUGCUUCCCGCCCUCCUUGCUCUCUGCCGCCUCCUCAGCCUUCCUCCGUCUGGGACCAGCUGGGGACCCAUUUCUCUCUCAGAUUCACAUUUCUUCACUCCCCCCUUUUCGUUCUAGCUGCCUCGUGUUUCUGUCAUCGUCAUUACUACCGGGGAUCCGAAGUUCCCCUUGGUGUGCUUUCUGUCCUUCAGUUUGUUGAGUGCGGGGGAGGCCGGGGGCGGGGUGCCCAGCAUGUGAGUGACGAAGCUCCUUCCACUCUCAGUCCCACGGCUCCUCCUGUCCCCUUAGUGUGAUCGACCCGAGCUGGUACCUUUAGGGCUGAUUCCUGCAUUGUCGCCUGCCGGCCGGCCUCUGUAUUCAGCAUUUGGAACUCUGAAUGGCGAGGCGUCCUGGCUGGCUCCUGGGGCAGGGGAGUUUCCAAUCCGUACCCUCAGCCUUCACGUGACUGCGGCUCUCACCCAGGGAUUGGGCAGGGGGGUGAGUGCCGCCCUGGCCCUGCUGCCCUCCCCGGCGGUUAUGCCAGUGGCAGGAGGGCUUCCGGGUGGGUCCGCCACCCUCCCUCUGGCCCGGCUGGCCCGGUGCCCCUGGGCUGCGUGCGGCCGGGCUGUCUGGCUCUUCUGGGCCACCUUCCCCGUGCUGUGGGCCUCUCUGGGCCCGGGCGGCAGUGCUGAACGGCACAGGCAUCCGCCUUACACAACGUUUUUGGAAGCCGCCUACCUGCCGCCGAGGCCUCUAGCUCGUCUCUCGUAAACCCCAAUUGCUCCUCCCUCUGUGUCCCCUUCUUUGCCGCUGGUGUGCCUUGCUGUCCUGCUGGCUGAGUCACAGCGAGUGUCACAGAGCACCUCUGUAUGCUGGCCACUCUUGAGGCCCUGAGGACACAGGAAAGUGAGACCCAGGCUCCACCAUGAGGAUUCAACAUGACAUGCUGGACUUGGCCAUGAACCCGAAAACCGAAGAAUCACCACGGACUUUCUUCCGGCCCCCUUGAGUAUAACGGGUGACCCAGCACCAUGGGGAAUGUGGCUGAAGACAUCAGCUCCAGGGUCAUACCACCUCCUCCCUCUGAGGCCUUCAGGGAACCCAACUCUUUUUUUUUUCCCCAGGAACAUAAAAGAUUAUUAUUGUAACAAUUAGUACAUGGGCCAGAGACCCCAUUCCAGAAAACUUGCUCCUGAGAAUCUAACUCUUGAUAGCACAGCUUUAUAGCUCUCUAAAGGCACAGGACCUGGGGAGUCAAAUAUUAAGUUGGAACUGUGCAGAUUGAUGGUGACGUGAGGGACCAGAGGGGCCCUGCGUGGAUCACCUGCAAGGUUCCCAAGACUCUCGGGUGCACUGGACAGAGUGCGAACGAUGCCUGUCGGCCGGGGUGAGUCUCAUGGCUGAAUCAACGUCAGAGACAUCCGGGCACUUAUAACAGCUGUGACUCUGCCCGCACCCCCUCGGCCCACUGAAUCUGGACUCCGGGGCUAGAGCUUACCCAGAUUGAGGAUCCCAGAGAACAGUGGAGGCGGGAGCAGGAACGGAUGCUGAAGGAGUAUUUAAUUGUAGCCCAGGAGGCCCUCAACGCCAAGAAAGAAAUCUACCAGAUUAAGCAGCAGCGUUUCGAGCUGGCCCAGGAGGAAUACCAGCAGCUGCACAAGAUGUGCGAGGAUGACGGCCGCUCGUAUGCCAGCUCCUUCUUUGGAUAUUCAACAAAUACAAAGUACGACCCAUACCAAAUUAAAGCAGAAAUAGCAAGUCGUCGGGAUAGGCUUUCCAGAUUAAAACGAGAGCUGACCCAGAUGAAGCAAGAACUGCAGUACAAAGAAAAGGGGGUGGAGACCCUGCAAGAGAUUGAUCGUAAGAUGUCAAGUGCUCACACCAAUUACAAACUGGAUGAGGCUCAGGCUAUAAUGAGCGAGCUCAGGACCAUCAAGAAAGCCAUUUGUACAGGCGAGAAGGAGAGGCGGGAUCUGAUGCAAAGCCUGGCCAAGCUGACUGAUGGCUUCAGGAAUAGCUGUUCUCUUACCGACCCUCUGCAAGAGUUCCCUCCCAGUGCGGGCGCGCUGGGCGAGUCUUUACCUCACCAGUUCUGCGAUGCUGGGUCUCAGACUGAGGUCAUCGGCGAGUUCGUCUUUGAUGAUAAAACAAGGCUCGUGGACCGAGUCAGGCUUAACUGGCAGUAUGAGGAAGCCAGAAAGAGAGUCUCAAGUAUCCAGAGGCAGCUGGCCCAGUUUGAGAGCGAGUCCUGGCCGGGCAUGGCCGAGGCCGACAGGGACCGGCUUCAGCUCAUCAAGGAGAAGGAGGCCCUGCUUCAGGAGCUGCAGCUCAUCAUCCAGCAGAGGAGGCCGGCGGAGGACGUGGCCCGGCUGGAGGAGGAGCGGCGGCGCCUGGAGGAGGAGAUCCAGUGCUCCCGGGCCACAUCCGUGCAGGGUGCCACGGAAAGGAUUCUACUUCAGGAAAAAAGAAACUGUCUCCUGAUGCAGCUGGAAGAAGCUACCCGUCUAACGUCCUAUCUCCAGUCCCAGUUACAAAGCCUGUCCGCCAGCACCCUGACCAUCUCCUCGGGGAGCAGCCGCGGCUCCCUGGCCUCCAGCCGGGGCUCGCUGGCCUCCAGCCGGGGCUCCCUGAGCUCCGUCAGCUUCACCGACAUCUACGGCCUCCCGCAGUACGAGAAGCCCGACGCCGAGGGCGGCCCGCUCCUGCGCUUCGACCUUGUCCCCUUCGACUCCCUGGGCCGGGACGCCCCCUUGGCGGACGCCCCGGGCCCCGCGGGCCUCCACAAACAGAGGCGCUCCCUGGACACGCCGCAGUCCCUGGCGUCCCUGUCCUCGCGCUCCUCGCUGUCCUCGCUGUCCCCGCCCAGCUCGCCCUUGGACACGCCCUUCCUCCCGGCCUCGCGAGACUCGCCCCUGGCGCAGCUCGGGGACGCCUUCGAGGUGGCGGGCGUGGGCGCCCUGGACAGGCUGCGAGCUCAGGCCUCCGCAGUGGGGGACGAAGACACGCCGGGCGCGGCGUCCUUGCCGCCGCAUGGGUGUCCCGGGGACGGGGAAGGACCUCGUGAGCGAGGACCCCAAGCGGCUGCCGCUCCCACGGCUGCAACAGCGACCCCCCGAGAAGACAGCGCCCAGAGGCUGGAGCGGAGAGCGCGCUGCGUGUCCGCCUGCCUGUCCGAUUACUCGCUGGCCAGCGACAGCGGCGUGUUUGAACCUCCCACCAAAAGGAGUGAGGAUGCUGACGACCCUGCGCGUGGAGACGCUUGCGGUAACGAGGGGCCCCAGAUCCAUGUUGGAUUUUUGCACGACAGUGCCAGCGAGUGUCUCCUCGUGAACGUGCUCCAGCUGAAGAACUUUGCCGGGCUGGUGGUGAAGGAAGACUGCAAAAUACACAUCCGCGUCUAUUUGCCCCCGCUUGACUCCGGCACGCCAAACACUUACUGCUCUAAGGCUCUGGAAUUGCAAGCCCCCCUGAUAUUUAAUGAAGUUUUCAGAAUCCCUGUGCAUUCAAGCAUGGUGACGUUGAAGUCCCUUCAGUUAUACGUGUGCUCAGUGAAUCCGCAGCUGCAGGAAGAACUGCUGGGCAUUGCUCAGAUUAACUUGGCUGAUUACGACGGUUCGAGCGAGAUGCAGCUGCGCUGGUACUCGGUGCAGGUGUUCACCGGCCCUGAGCCCCCGCGGCGGGAGGACGAGCGGCUGGGACACAGCGACUCCCGGGACCCUGUGGCCGCCACGUCUGGAAAGACAGACGCGGUGACGGUGCUGCUGGCGAGAACCACGGCCCAGCUGCAGGCGGUGGAGAGAGAGCUGGCCGAGGAGCGGGUGAAGCUGGAGUACACGGAGGAGGAGGUCGUGGAGAUGGAGCGCAGGGCGGAGCAGGCCGAGGCUGUGUCCGAGAGGAGUUGGCAAGCCGACUCGGUGGAUAGUGGCUGUAGCAGCUGCGCCCAGACCAGCCCCCCGCACCCAGAGCCCUGCUGCGUUGGUGUCAGCUCCAUCCACGGACACACGUUUGCUGGCCAGGCAGACCCUUACGGCCCGGAGAAACUUCAGCCCCCACCUCUGAAGGUUGAUAAGGAAACCAACACAGAAGAUCUCUUCCCGGAAGAGGUGGCGAGUCUGCCGAAGGAGAGGCCUGGCCGCAGGGCCCGCGGCUCGCCCUUCACGCGGAGCAGCACCAUUGUCCGUUCCCAGACUUUCUCGCCCGGAGCGCGAAGCCAGUACGUUUGCAGACUUUAUCGUAGUGACAGCGACAGUUCAACGCUGCCCCGGAAGUCCCCCUUUGUCCGAAACACUUUGGAAAGACGAACCCUUCGCUAUAAGCAGCCCUGCAGGUCCUCCCUGGCGGCGCUGGCGGCGCGCACGUCCCUGGACCUGGAGCUGGACCUCCAGGCGUCGCGGACGCGGCAGCGGCAGCUGAACGAGGAGCUGUGCGCCCUGCGCGAGCUGCGCCAGCGCCUGGAGGACGCCCAGCUCCGCGGCCACGCCGAGCCUCCGGCCUGGCUGCUGCGCGACGAGCGCUUCCGGAGCCUGCUGCGGGAGGCCGAGAGGCAGACGAGACAGACCAAACUUGACUUCCAUCAAGAACAGGCAGCUGAGAAGAUGCUGAAGAAGGCCUCCAAAGGGGUGUGCCAGCUGCGCGGGCAGAACCUCAAAGAGCCCAUCCAGAGUAAAGUAAGUAUUGAGAAGGACCCACAGGAAGUCGAGGACAAAGCAGGAAUCUCCCCUGCUGUUAGCAUUGUGCGGAGUUGCUUCCGAUCUUGUUUUCUAAACACUGUUUUUUCAUGCUACUUGUAAUCACAGUGUGGGUUCGAGUUUGCAUUUAGCUCUUUUUAAAUUAAAAUACCCCAUGUUGCCACAUCAUCUGUUAUCUUUUUUGGCUGUAAUGUCUCAUCUAACAGAUAUAAUUUACCUAUUUUAUACCCUGCUUCUUUCCAAAUAUUUGCUCCUGUAAACAGCACAGUGAUCUACAUAUAGAUACAUAUGUGUAUCACCUUUGCCUUUUUAGUUAACUUUUUUUUUAUUUAGUUAACUUUUGAUUGAAGCAUAAUAGACAUACAGGAAAGCAUGCAUAUCGUCCUAUAUAUGAAAUAUUUCAGUGAAUUGUCAUAAACCCUACAUGGCAAGAAUCAAAUGUUAUCAGCACCCCCAGAUUUCCCACACCAGAAUAACCACCAUCUUGAAUUUGAAUAGUGUAGAUUAGCUUUCCCUGUUUUUAUCUUUUAUAUGAGGAAAAUCACCCAGUCAAUCUAUUUUCUUUUGUGUCUGGCUUUUUAAAAAAUUGAGGUGAAAUUCAUGAAGCAUAAGAUUAACCAUUUUAAAGUGAACAAUUCCAUGGCAUUUAGUACAGUCACAAUCUGUAUUCAGUUCCAGAACAUUUCCGUCACCCCAAAAGGAAACCCUGUACCCCCGGUAAGCAGUCACUCCCCAUGCCAACCUCUCGUCAGCUCUUGGCGGCCACCACUCUCCUUUCCGUCUCUAUGGGUUUGCCUUUUCUGGACCUUUCAUAUAAGAGGAGUCAUACAGUAUGUGGUCUUUUGUGUUUGGCUUCUUUCACUUAGAUAGUAUUUUUAAGGUUCAUCAAUGUUGUAGCAUGAAUCAGUGCAGUGUUCCUUUUUAGGGCUAAAUAAUGUGUGCCUGACGUCUAGCCUUAAUUUUUUUAUACCUUGAAUUUUUACCUCCCCAUCAUAAAAGAGUAUAAAACACUAUAGCUAUCUUCCUUCAACUAUGAUUUAGAACUCCUUGUAUAGUUUUUCAUUUAUUCAUAAAGAAAAUAUUUGCUGAGCAUCUACGUAUACCAGGCACUGUUCUAGGCACUGGAGACAAACCCUUGCCCUCAUGGGGCUUUGUAACUUCUAUUAAAAUUUAGAGAGGGGGCCGGGGCAAGAAACUUUAGAGGGUUUGUAUACAGAUGUGCCCCUGGGGAUUGAAAUUCAGUGUGUUCUCUGAGUCAGAAAAGCUGUCAUUGAUGGCAGAGCCUCUUGCCACCUUUCACUGCAUUUCUAUCAGCCUCUAACCUGUAAUUCUUUCCAA